CGCACCGACGAGGCGGAAAUGGGGAGAGAACUGCGUGUCCCAAACGAAUAUGGCUGACAGAAAGUGUGGCUGUAAGGGUAUACGAUCGUGUUUGCUUUGUGAAGGCAUAAACACACAAAAUACCGAUAUUAUUACAUGGCCAGAGAAUCAUACAAUUCAUUUCUACUGCGUGGAGUGUAGAAAGGCAUUUCUUGAGUUAGACCAUUCCAGUCAUGCCAUGGGAGAGAGCAUUCCGUUUCCUGGUAUCAGCAUUGUGACCAAUUUUAUAACAGAGGAAGAGGAACAGGGUCUUUGCCAGCAGAUUUAUAAAACGCCAUUUGUUGUUUCUCAGUCUGGGCGACAUAAACAAGACUUUGGGCCAAAAGUGAAUUUUAAGAAGAAAAAGCUGCGCAUGGAGAAGUUCACUGGUUUGCCAAAUUACGCCAGGACUCUUGUAGAGAGGAUGCAUUCUCUUGCUGAGCUUCAGGACUUUCAGCCAGUAGAACUCUGCAACCUGGAAUACAGCUCAGAGCGUGGUGCUGCCAUAGAUCCUCACUUUGAUGACUUCUGGAUAUGGGGAGACAGAUUAGUGACCUUGAACUUGAUAUCUGACUCCAUUCUGUCAUUUACAAAUGAUUCUGAUCCUUGUGUUGAAGUGCAGGUUCCACUCCUUCAGAGAUCAUUGAUAAUUGUGACUGAUGAAGCAAGGAAUGUCUGGAAGCAUGGAAUCCAUCGCCAUCACAUUUCCUCCACUAGGAUGGCCAUGACAUUCCGUGAGCUGACCCCUGAAUUUUUAGAUGGAGGGGAGAGAGCUUCAGAUGGACAACAGUUGAUAAAUAUUUCAUUGACGUUUGAAGGCUGUGCAGUUGGGUUGUAAAAUCAUGUUAAUAAGGAAGAUUUAUAUAGCACCUUUCCAAAAAUUUGCUUAGAGUGCUUUACCUAAGUUUAGGUUAGUUUAGUCCUUGUUACUCCUCGAGGAGCAUAGGGCUGCAACAACACUUACGUGACUAAUAUAUAGACUAAAUCAUCAACAACCAUUCACUCAUAUUUGCAUAUAGGAGACAUGCUUACUUCUACACCUUUCACUCAUAAUCAAAGUAAACUAAAGACACACGUUAUGCACACUUAUGGUCAGGACAGAGUCACUGAAGUUGUCGUUCUGAAAAGUUUAGACUUAAAGGAAGUAAAAGAUUUGUGAAGUGAUUCACUGAAAAUCAAAGCCUUAGUUAGCAGGAAGCACCUGAGAGAGCCAAAGAAAAAGUGAUAUUGCCAUUGCUGUGCAAUCUUAUAGGGAAGCGGAUAGCGUAGUGGUUAGAUCGCUAGUGUUCAAACUGAGAGCAUGCUGGUUUAAUACCUGAAUAAUGUAGUAAAACUUUCCCGACCCAGCUGGCGGGAAUGGGUACAUGACUCCAUAGAAGGUUGGGAAGGUAAGGCAGUGAGGGAGAAAAGACAGGCACUGCCCUCACCUAAAGCUGGCCUCAAGAAAAACGAGGUCUCUCACACCUCACCCCCUCUAAAAGACCUGAUAAUGUCAGAGGAUUACCUUUACCUUACAGUCUUGCAAAUAGAAGUAAGCAAUAAUAGUAGCAAGCAUAGGUUUGGAGCAUCAUCAGUAAAGUGCAACAGAUACUUAUUGAGACUGCCGCUGCUUUCAGGUUGGCCAAUUACCCAAAGAUCAGUUCUGUUGCAAUCCACUGGGCAUAUAACUGUGCUAAACAGCUGGUCAUAGGUUCUAGCUAACCCUCAGGAUCAUCUAGGUCAGGGUUAGAGACAAUUCCUUGACUAACAUUGGGGUGGGAGGGCAGAGGUGAAAAGAGUGUUAAUGGGAAGAAGGGUUAUGCAGUGAUUGUGCAUUGUUUCCAAUGAUGCCAGUUUUGUGAUGACAUUUAUAAAUAUUGGACAAUAUUGUUUUGUGAUGAAAUUUAUAAAUAUUUGACAAUAUUGUU
Messenger RNA from Pomacea canaliculata, 1925 nucleotides. Its product is annotated as alpha-ketoglutarate-dependent dioxygenase alkB homolog 4-like. Gene Ontology annotation, biological process: oxidative demethylation. The record is from RefSeq and is a predicted model, not a curated record. Bases 50 to 856 code for a protein of 268 amino acids. Gene Ontology annotation, molecular function: oxidoreductase activity; demethylase activity. The transcript is spliced from 3 exons. NCBI's taxonomy places the organism in Eukaryota, Metazoa, Mollusca, Gastropoda, Architaenioglossa, Ampullariidae.